This is a messenger RNA of Neltuma alba, 788 nucleotides long. RefSeq lists its product as uncharacterized. Lineage: Eukaryota; Viridiplantae; Streptophyta; Magnoliopsida; Fabales; Fabaceae. The transcript is spliced from 2 exons. Bases 132 to 521 code for a protein of 129 amino acids. The record is from RefSeq and is a predicted model, not a curated record.
UAAAAAAAAAAAAAGAACGGGGAAAUUUUGGCAUAAGGGAGAGAGAGAAGUUUGAAACAGAACAUGUUAAUGGCUUAUUAUUUUUGUAUGGGAAGGAAGAAAGUGAGAUUGAAAGAGAGAGUUUGUGAUCAAUGUUGUUGAUUAAUACUAUGAACCGUAAUUAUGACUCUCCAACAUCAUCACCUCCAACUCCUCCUUCACCACUUCCAGUUAGUUUUGCACCAGGCAACCAGAGGUACUCCUUCUCGGCAUCAUCAACUCCUUCGCCGCCCUUCUCGCCGGCACCUUCCAGCCAAACUUCUCUUGAGCAGGAGAAGCUUCCCCUUCUGCAACAAGACCAACCAAAUACUGAUACUACUAAUUUGCCAUCAGCCUUUUCAUUGGAUCUCCAGAACUCCCAAGAAUUGGAACCUAAAAGUACAUGCCUUCAAGAAUUGUUGGAAUGGUUUAUGCAAAGAUGCUGCUGUUGUUGCAUCAGAUUUCUUGAAUUCUCCAACCGCGACAAGAAUUCUCAACCGUAACAAAGCAAAAGACAAAAACAAAAGCAUGGUUUCUCAUUUUAGCCUUGCUUUUACCAGAAUGUUUUCUUAAUCUUCUAGUAUAAUUUCAGAUUCAGUUUGACAUUCAUUCAGUCGCUAACACAGCUUUUUCAUAUGCCUGGACUCUUUUUCAUUAUCAUUUAACUCUGUAUGUAUCCGAAAACAAACUCACCAAUAGCAGAAUAAGAUGCAUCUGUGAGCAUCAAAGGGCAAGACUUGAACAUCAUCUUUGAAUGUGUUUUGAAAACA